Westerdykella ornata is the source of this 1218-nucleotide messenger RNA. RefSeq lists its product as uncharacterized. NCBI's taxonomy places the organism in Eukaryota, Fungi, Ascomycota, Dothideomycetes, Pleosporales, Sporormiaceae. The annotation marks the transcript as partial. The transcript has 2 exons. The record is from RefSeq and is a predicted model, not a curated record.
AUGGAGUCGGUGGAUACCAGAGUCACCCCACAAUCGCCCAAUCCUUUGAAGGACAAAGUCUUCCAUGCCGAUAUCCGUAUCGAGUCGAUUGAGGAUUGCUCCAACAACGAGCAAGCGGAUCAGGACUCCACAUUAGUCGAGCAGAAUAGCCAGGAUGCCGAAGACAAAGAGACGCAGGAGAAGGCGGCCGAGAUGCAAGUGUGGUGGGAGGAAUCCAUCGCAAGAUAUAUGGGAUUGAAUGAUGGAUAUGAGAACGUUGCCGUGCUGCUUAUCAAGUGGGAUGACGGAUUGGAUGAGUUGAAGACGAGAGAAGAGACUGAAGAGCUCCGCUCUCUCUUCGCCGGUGGCUUCCACUACCACUGCGAAGUCGUCGAACUGAAUGUGCUUACCAAACCUCAGCACCAAAUGAAUCGGUACCUCUCGACAUUCGUGGACAAGCAUGAUGGACCCAAUAACCUGAUGAUUGUCUACUACACAGGCCAUGGCGUUUACCGAGAAGAUCUCAAAUACCUAGAACUGACAGCUAGUGUCGAUCCUUCACAGAGACGAGGCUUCAAGAACGAGGCCCGCGCCAACUGGAACCGUGCAGAGGAGCACCUUCGCUCCGACUACGUGGAAGGCGACGUCCUCACCAUCCUAGACACGUGCUACUCGUCCAACCUCCAGAAGUCGGGCAAAGAAGACACACGGACAUUUGAACUUCUCAGCGCCUGCGCGUUCGAUGCCACUACCGCAUCCCCGGGACCCCAGUCCUUCACGCGCGCCCUCAUCGACGCCCUCAAGGAGCUCCUGGCCGAAUACCACGACCGCUCCUUCACUACCUUCCAUCUGAACCAGCGCAUCCUGCUCAAUCCCAAUCGCCGCGACACUCCCUCGCAGCUCUGGUUCCGCCUCAAGCACCAUGAACGCCACAUCCGUCUCGCACCCUUGAAACCCAGGACAUCACAGCCACAACGAAGACCCUCCUUCUUCAACCCGCCUGGGGGCUAUUUAACUCUCCGCUUUGCUCUACGGGACGACUCGCUGAACCGCGAGCAGAUUGAAUACCUCACCAAGAACCUGUGCAGUGCUUUUCGGAAUAAAGCGCUUCUGGGAUUAAGGCGGAUCGACUGGUUGGGAAUGAAGCCGGCACGGACGACGCACUUUGGGAGGGCGGCGUUGGCCAUGUUUGCGGUCGCGCAGUGGAAGAAGGUGGUAGCGAGGAGAAGGGAGGAAAGG